This is a messenger RNA of Paramecium octaurelia, 569 nucleotides long. The record is from the annotation of a GenBank genome assembly. Lineage: Eukaryota; Ciliophora; Oligohymenophorea; Peniculida; Parameciidae.
AUGAACAAAUUAAUUAUUGUUGUACUUCUUGGAUUGGCAUCUGCUUAAUUAUAGAGUGUUUAAACACUUAAUGUUACUUAAUACUUGGGUAACUGGUAUGAAGUAGCCAGCAGCCCUUGGGUUCAUUUAACAUUUGAAAAAGAUGCUUAUUGCACAAGAGCUACCUAUGGUGUCUAAUCAGAUGGAAAUUUGAGUGUCUUAAAUAUGGAAAGAUAUGGAUCUCCUUCAGGUGAAAUCAAGGAAAUCACAGGAUAUGCUUAUAUUCCAAAUCCAGAAUAACCAGGUUAAUUAAAAGUACAUUUGGAUGGAGCACCUUUCGAAUAUGCUGACUAUUGGAUUGUCUAAUUAGGCCCAGUCGUCAAUGAAUAAUAUCAAUGGGCUAUCGUUAGUGAACCAUCAAAAUUCUUCAUGUGGGUUUUAGCCAGAGAUCCAGUUGAAUACAAUUUGUUAUACAAAACAUAAGUCCAAAAUACAGUUACCAAUACUUUGUAAUUUGAUGGUCGUUUCAAUUAAUAUGUCGCUAGACCAUGGACUGGAUGUGUUCCAUAUGGUGAUUCCUAAUGAAAAGC